GGUAUAUUGGUUCCUGCCGGCCAGUUCCGGCAAAAGAAAUUUUAAAAGGAAAAAGAUGCUCAUUUGGCCCUGAGCAUGCGCUAUAGGGACCUUUCUAAAUCUCGUUUCAACAUGGCGGCCAGAUUAGGUGGAAGAGUUGCUCUAUUUAUAUCUCGAAAUUUAACGAAUAACUCAGCUGCAGGUCGGCGAUUUAUGACAAAUAAAACAAGUGGAUUUUCUAGUAAAACAACAACAGUUCCAUUUUUAUUCGGAGCUACACUGGGAAUUGGCAGUGUUUUAGGUGGUCUUCAUAUAGUAAAGAAAUUUAAUGUCGGAAAUAUAAAUUCCGGCGUCUUCACACAAUCACUUCAUGCUGCUAAAAAGGUAAAUCUAGAAUAAACUAUGAAAUUACUAAUUUACAAGUAGCAAAAAUAUGUU
Molecule: messenger RNA, 417 nt
Organism: Paramuricea clavata
Lineage: Eukaryota; Metazoa; Cnidaria; Anthozoa; Malacalcyonacea; Plexauridae
Source: the annotation of a GenBank genome assembly